GAUUGAUACUCCACUCCCAUCCUCCAUUUCGCCAGUUCCCGAAGCCGUCCUGCCGGUGCCGUGGGCGUGGACGCUGCCGCCUCCUCGCGCUCUCUGUGGCGCACAUCAAAUCUCCCCGAAAAACUGCCAAACAACCACCAAAAUGUAAUAAAAACACGCCCGGCGCUGUCGACGCGCACGGCACGGCAACCGUAUCCCGAGCUCCCCCACCCCUGCACUUGACGUCCUCCCGCCGCGGCCAUGGCGGCCACAACCACCUCGGCGACAGCGGCGGCGGCCUUCUCCCUCCCUUCGGCACCGCGCCGCGUGCCUCGCCGCCGCUCCCUCCUCCGCGCCGCCUCCACCGCCGCGCCCCCUUCCCCUGACCUCUCCAUCCAGCUCUCUCCCCGCCCCUCCCCGCCUGUUUCAGCUAACGGCGCCGCGACCGCAGAUCCCCCGGUGGCUGCCUUCUUCGCCCGCGACCGCGCCGAGGACUUGCAGGCCGAGGCCCGUGCCAUGGCCCGCGCCGCCGGCGCCACUGUCUACAGCCCUGAGCUCCUCGCCUCCCGAUACGGCUCCCGCCCCCUCAAGGUGGCGCUGAGGGCGGCGGAGGUGCUAUCCAAGCUGGGGGCGUUCGGGUUGAAGUUGCUGCUGGACGAGCGGAGGGGGGACUCGUCAUCGGCGAAGAGGCGCGCGAGGGCGGUGGAGCUGCGGACCAUCCUCACCAGGCUCGGCCCGACCUUCGUCAAGAUUGGGCAGGGUCUGUCCACACGCCCCGACCUCUGCCCGACCGAGUACCUCGAGGAGCUCUCCGAGCUGCAGGAUUCACUUCCCACUUUUCCGGAUGAAGAGGCAUUUGCAUGUAUUGAGAGAGAGCUUAGCUUCCCACUUGAUUCGGUCUACUCGGCAAUAUCACCUUCCCCAAUGGCAGCUGCUAGUUUAGGUCAAGUUUAUAAGGCACGGUUGAAAUACUCUGGGAACCUGGUAGCUGUCAAGGUGCAAAGACCUGGUAUUGAGGAUGCCAUAGGCCUUGAUUUUUAUCUACUCAGGGGCCUUGGCUUUUUAAUAAAUAAGUAUGUCGACAUUGUAUCCAGUGAUGUUGUUGCCCUCAUGGACGAAUUUGCUCGAAGAGUUUUCCAAGAGCUUAAUUAUGUCCAGGAAGGCCAAAAUGCAAGAAGGUUUAAAAAGUUAUAUGCUGAUAAGCAAGAUAUAUUGGUGCCUGAUAUAUUUUGGGAUUACACAAGUGCAAAGGUUCUGACAAUGGAGUGGAUUGAGGGUGUAAAAUUAAACCAGCAAGCAGCUAUUGAAAGUCAAGGAUUGAAGGUUCUGGAUUUGGUCAACAUUGGUAUCCAGUGUAGCUUGAGGCAGCUUCUGGAGUAUGGUUACUUUCACGCUGAUCCACAUCCUGGUAAUAUAUUGGCAACACCUGAGGGGAAGCUUGCUUUUCUUGAUUUUGGCAUGAUGAGUGAAACACCAGAGGAUGCAAGGGUAGCCAUUAUAGGACAUGUUGUCCACUUGGUCAAUAGGGACUACGAAGCAAUGGCUCGUGAUUAUUAUGCGCUAGAUUUUUUGGAACCUGAUGUUGAUGUUUCCCCAAUUGUGCCUGCUCUCAAGAAUUUCUUUGAUGGUGCACUGAACGCAACAGUGAGUGAGCUGAACUUCAAGACGAUAGUUGACGGCUUAGGUGCUGUUCUCUAUCGGUACCCAUUCAACGUACCGGCAUACUACGCAUUGAUUCUGCGAUCACUCACUGUACUGGAGGGUUUAGCACUCUAUGCUGAUCCUAAUUUUAAGGUGCUUGCCGCCUCGUACCCUUACUUUGCUAAAAGGCUGCUCACUGAUCCCAAUCCAUAUCUCAGAGAUGCUUUAAUUGAGCUUCUAUUCAAGGAUGGAAAAUUCAGAUGGAAUAGGCUUGAAAAUCUUCUUGUUCAAGGGCGCCAAGAUAGAGAGUUUGCAGCCAAGGAUGCUCUACAGCCUGUUCUAAAGCUUCUACUUGGUCCUGAUGGGGAAGAAUUGCGUCUGCUAGUUGUGAAAGAAGCAGUUCGUGUGACAGAAGCCAUCACUAUCGGGGCGCUGAUUGAUUCAUACAACGCGGCUCCAGAAUUUUUGAAGCCAUUAAUUUCCAAUGGCAAUCCAGGUGGCACCUUUAAGCUAAGUGACGUUGAACGGGAACAAAUGAUUGAGCUCCGAGACAGGGUUUUCAGAAUAUGGGGUCUUUUGAGAUCCUCGGAUAACUUUGAUCCAAGCCUUUUGCAACCAAUUGUGCAGAAUUUUGAUAAUCAGGUGCUACAAGAACCAGAGGCCCGUGUUCUGGGUUCUCGUGUUGCAGGAGGUGUCACGCAGCGUCUUGCGGCCCGUCUGUUGCAACAGCUUCUCAGGACCCCACCUGUUCUUGGAUCCUCUCAGUUGAUAGGCUCCAACUGAAGCAUGUAAAUUCACACGAUACUUUUCACAGGAAAUAAAAAGGAAGUAUAACUCACAAAUCAAGUAUAUAGCUAAUUUCUUCAUUCAUUGUAGAUAAAGAUCCAUAAAUUCGCACGGAUCCACAGGAAAGGAAAUUGAGGUAGAAAUCAUAAAUCAGCUACGUAGCUAAUUUCUUCAUCCAUGGUGGAUGAAAAUCCACUAGUCUGAUUGGUGCGUCUAUAUGUGCCUAGAGAUUUUAGUGUUUGGUCAUAGCAAAGAAAAUAAUAUCAAAGGCAAUACGUAUAUAGUAAUAUUGUUUGAAAUUAAAUAGAUGAGUUAAUAAGCAGUCAAUCUAACUCUUUAUAUUUGUUACAGAGUGAGUUUGUUCUCUGCUUGAUUUAUUUCAUCUAUGUAAAUUGAGGAAGAUUGUUAUGUGUGGA
Messenger RNA from Phragmites australis (common reed), 2822 nucleotides. Its product is annotated as protein ACTIVITY OF BC1 COMPLEX KINASE 3, chloroplastic-like. The transcript is spliced from 7 exons. Gene Ontology annotation, biological process: protein phosphorylation. Lineage: Eukaryota; Viridiplantae; Streptophyta; Magnoliopsida; Poales; Poaceae. Bases 241 to 2403 code for a protein of 720 amino acids. Gene Ontology annotation, molecular function: ATP binding; protein kinase activity. The record is from RefSeq and is a predicted model, not a curated record.